Messenger RNA from Eutrema salsugineum, 2042 nucleotides. RefSeq names its product ABSCISIC ACID-INSENSITIVE 5-like protein 4. Gene Ontology annotation, cellular component: nucleus. Bases 658 to 1818 code for a protein of 386 amino acids. The record is from RefSeq and is a predicted model, not a curated record. Gene Ontology annotation, biological process: positive regulation of DNA-templated transcription. The transcript is spliced from 4 exons. Lineage: Eukaryota; Viridiplantae; Streptophyta; Magnoliopsida; Brassicales; Brassicaceae. Gene Ontology annotation, molecular function: DNA-binding transcription factor activity.
AUCCCCUGUAUCUCCUUUUGCUUUUGUCCGAUUCUUAAAUAUCUGAUCUGUUUUUUCUUCUCUGUGUGUUGUAAAUCAACUAGUAGUAACGAAGAAGUAACUGUUGGUAGUGGAAUUAUUAGAGUUAGGAGUCUUCUUCUUCAACUUUUUUUUUGUUUCUUCUUCUUGAGGGUUUAUGAUCCGAUUUUAGUGUUUCUUCUUGGAAUCUAGAAUAGAUCCAUCAUUUCCUUGUUGGGUUCUCGAUUUAUCUUUUGAAUUCAUUUAGAAACUUUCAAGAAUGUUCAAAGCUUUGAACUUUGGUUUUAAUAUUUUUUUUGUUUGCUCUGUAACCAAGGAUCCUAUGUUUGCUCUGAUACACACAUAUGUGAAAAGGAUCCAAUUUAUACUCUAUGGUUCAAACUUUCCUUAUAUGUUCAUGCUUUAUUGCUUAUGCUGUGUAAAACUAUAAAAUAUAUACAGUUUACACAUUUAUAUGAAAGUUCCUAUCUUUGGCUUGUGCUCUUAUGCAAGUAUACAUAAACACAAUGUGAUACAUAAGUUGUGUGAUCUACUCUUGAACCGGUUUCAGUUUCACCCAAAUUGUCUGGUCUUUUGCUCUCUUAUAGGUAAAGCUAAAAAGGGAUCUGAUCCGUUUGGUUUUAGACUGAAGAAGAAGUGAUGGGUACUCAAAUCAAUUUCAACAACUUAAACGAAGAUUCUUCUGGAGGGAAUGGGAGUAACAAUAACCAGUCAAAGCCAUUAGCUAGGCAGUCUUCGUUAUAUGCCUUAACAAUUGAUGAGCUUCAGAGCACAUUGGGUGAGCCAGGGAAAGAUUUUGGGUCAAUGAAUAUGGAUGAGCUCCUCAAGAACAUAUGGACUGCUGAGGAAACUCAAGCCAUUAUGACAACUCCAUCCUCCAUUGCAGCUGUGCAACCUAGUACUGGUUUUGUCCCGGGAGGGAAUCUUCUACAGAGGCAAGGCUCCUUGACUUUGCCUAGAACGCUUAGUCAGAAAACUGUUGAUGAGGUCUGGAAAAACUUGAUGUCCAAAGAGAGUGGUAAUGGGGAUAUGGGAAAUAGCUGUGGGUCUGAUGCACCUGGGAGGCAACAGACUUUAGGGGCAAUUACUUUAGAGGAUUUUUUGCUACGCGCUGGCGUUGUGAAAGAAGAUAAUAACUCUACUCAAAUGGACGAAGACAGUAGCGGUUUUUAUCAUAACAACGGUGCUUCUGCUGGUUUGGAAUUUGGAUUUGGUCAGCCGAAUCAAAACAACAUAUCAUUCACCGGCAACAAUAGUUUAGGCCUUAAAGUGCAGCAGCCACAUCAGAGAUUGCCUCCAACUAUCUUUCCAAAACAAGCGAAUGUAACAUUUGCAGCGCCUCUGAAUAUGGUCAAAAAGAGUGUAUAUGAGGCUGAUGAUGGUCGGGUCAACAAUAAUAGUGGUUAUGCUUCUAUGGGAGGAACAGGGGUUACUGUUGCAGCUACUUCUCCUGGGACAAGUAGUGCAGAAAACAAUGCUUGGUCAUCACCAGUUCCAGUUCCAUAUGUGUUUACUCGGGGAAGAAGAAGCAAUACGGGACUGGAGAAGGUUGUUGAGAGAAGGCAAAAGAGAAUGAUCAAGAAUCGAGAAUCCGCUGCUAGAUCAAGGGCUCGAAAGCAGGCUUACACCUUGGAACUCGAAGCCGAGAUUGAAAAUCUCAAGCAAGUGAAUCAAGAUUUGCAGAUAAAACAGGCUGAAAUUAUGAAAACCCAUAAGAAUGAGCUUAAGGAAUCGCCGAAGCAGCUUCCAUGUGUGGCCAAAACCCAAUGCUUGAGAAGAACCCUUACAGGUCCGUGGUAAGAAGGCAGAGUAAAAAGCAAGAAGAGCCUCGCAAUGUAAUACAACACCCAGCAGAAGGAAGACUUUGGCUUUAGUAUGGGACUUGGGAGACUAAAAUGUAACCGAAGAUAGCUACUGUACAGGAGAGAUACUCAAUGUAGAAAUCUUUUGAGCUGAAUUUACUAAGAGUGCAGAGUAUGAUAGCUUUCAAUAUGAAUUCAUAAUUUAUAGUAUGUAGACUUUCA